AUGGGCGAUUGGCUACUAGCGGUGCACUCGGGUGCUGGGCAUUAUGGCUCCUCUAAUGAAGCUGCGUACCUGUCGUUGAUUCGAUCAGCUCUUGAAAGAGCUCAGCAGGUAAUUACACAUUCCCGUUGUCCGCCUACAGCUUCGCAACUUGCCGUGUAUUUGUUGCAAUCUUUCGAGCACAACAGUUUGACGAAUGCUGGACGUGGUUCAAAUUUGACUGAAGAAGGGCGUGUUGAGUGCGAGGCCAGUGUCGUAUGUGGCCGAACACACUUGGUAAGUUGUUGUGGAGCUGUCAGUGGAGUGAAGGAGCCUAGUGCAUUGGCGUUGAAAUUAUUGGAGCAGGCCGAGAAGACGGACGGCAGUGAUUCGAGCGGGAUAUUUGCAUUUGGUCGUCAGCCUCCACUGGUGGUUGCAGGAGAACAUGCUCGACAAUUAGCACAAGAUUUUGGACUAGAAACAGCGAAUAAAGAUGCUGAAAAGAGUCGGAAAUAUCAAGUGACAAUGAAGGCUCAAGAGCAUUGGGACAAGUGGCAUCGACGAUUCCAAGAGGCAAUAAAGACAAAGACUAAAGAAGAGGAAGAGGAACAAUUAGACACUGUUGGGGCUGUUUGCAUGGAUCCGAUGGGGAAUGUAGCGGCGGCAUUGUCGAGUGGUGGUGUGGCGUACAAGGUGCCCGGUCGUAUAGGGCUUGCAGGAUGUCCUCGAAUGGGCUGCGACGCCGCAAAUGCCGUAGUGAAUGUGACUCACAAACGCAAAAGGAAUAGAAGUGAGCAAAGAAAAGUGAGAAAUGCUUUUGCUGUGGCAUGUACUGGCCGAGGAGAACAUUUCAUUCGAAGUAACUUUGUAAGUGCUUUAUGUCGGAGAUUAUCCAAGUCGACCGAUUUGGAGCGAGAAUUCCGAAAAGUGUUUGUCGACUCAAGUCGCGGCAAUGGAGGGGUUGGGAUCGAAGGUGGGGUACUGGCCCUUGUAUGUACGCCACUUGAGAACAAAGACGGCAAGACAUCACGAAGUGUUCAGCUAGGUGCAGCAUUUACAACACCUUGUAUGGGUGUGGGCUACUUGCAGUGUCAUGCUAAUGCUACGUCAGAAGUACAAGUGCAGCUUUUGCGUCGGCCUGUCACUCGGCAAUCACCGCCAGGACGUGGUAACAAGAAGCUCGCCAUUCAUUUUGUCGGGGUCGGUGAUAUCAAGCAAUACAACAAUGAGUUUAAGAGCUUUCGCUUUCGUGGGCGGGCGAGUGCUGACAUCCUCAAAACCGCAGGUUACAAAGUAUCCGCUCUGGACGUCGAGCGUGUGCUGUUGGCUCAUCCACAGGUUCUCGAGUGCGUUGUCAUCGGGUUGCCUGAUGAAACAUGGGGGCAAAUUGUAGCAGCUAUAAUUUGCUCGGGGAUCGAAGCUACCGCGUACCGCAAGUACUUCUUCGUCCAUGAGGUUCCUAAAAAUGCAAUGGGAAAGGUGAACAAGAAAGCGCUAGCUAAGGCCUACUCGGAAUAG
This is a messenger RNA of Peronospora farinosa, 1494 nucleotides long. The record is from the annotation of a GenBank genome assembly. Lineage: Eukaryota; Oomycota; Peronosporomycetes; Peronosporales; Peronosporaceae.